Molecule: messenger RNA, 1404 nt
Organism: Galendromus occidentalis (western predatory mite)
Lineage: Eukaryota; Metazoa; Arthropoda; Arachnida; Mesostigmata; Phytoseiidae
Product: protein FAM45A
Exons: 6
Coding region: 111-1127 (338 amino acids)
Biological process (GO): protein transport; regulation of early endosome to late endosome transport
Cellular component (GO): late endosome
Molecular function (GO): guanyl-nucleotide exchange factor activity; small GTPase binding
Source: RefSeq, a predicted model, not a curated record
AUUCGUGGGCCAAAAAAGCUCCAGUUUGGUCGUAUGCCGGAAAUUAUGCGGUCUCUCUCGACAAACCGGUGAUGGUGCGCGAGAAGUUCUGAAGCGGAUGCUGCGCGAAGAUGGGCUCGACCCGACCGCUUCUCAAAGCUAUAGCUAUCUUAGAAAUCGAUCAGAACAAGGAUAUCUUCUGGAUAUGGUCAUAUCCAUCGGUCAGUGCCCAGACAAAAACUUCGAUACAAUCGAAGGUCGCAUUCGAGUCUGACGAAUUCAUCGUGAUUCAAACCGACGAAGGAUGGUUUUACGCGCUCAGCCGUCGAGGCUCGACGAAUGCGAGGGUCCUCGCGGUCACCGUCGUGCUGCAGGCGGACGCUUUCCAUCCUCAAAGAUACAGGCGGCUUCUGAGUGUUCUGAACGAGAGCUAUCAGACGAACAAUAGUCCACCGGAACUUCUGAGAAUUUAUCUGGUCGCUCAAACGAAACAGAUCAUCAACGAGAAUGGCUUCUCAGUCGACUUGAGGAGCCUGCCAGCACCUACCGAGAGUGUGCCCAUUAAAGAGUUGAUACGCGCCUUCCAAACGGAGACGAUUCUCGUAUACACGGCACUCCUGCUCGAACUGCGCGUAAUGAUCUACCAUCAUUCAGCGGACGAUCUUCAGCAGAUGGUUGCAGCUGCAGCAUCGCUCAUGUCUCACAGGCGAAAUCCCUUCGAAAACACCUAUCCUCUCAUGGGCAAUACCGAGGCGGAUGUCUCUUUUCUCAGAGGCAAGAAAACCUAUCUAGCUGGCGUUACGGACGCUUCCAUGGGCACUCGAAUGGAUAUGAUGGACCUUUGGGUAGCUCUGCCCUCUGCUGAAGUGGUCAUCGCGCUUCACGCCAAAGAAGCCCUAUCACGCUGUAAAACGCACAAAGAAAUCGCGCUCUUCAUGUGUCGCUGUUCUGAAAAUACUCGGAUGUCAGACGGCGACGUCGUAAGGGAGAUCGCAUUGAAGACGCGGAACCUAUUAUCAGCCGUUACAAAAACCGUUCGCGGACGCCCCGAGAUGUCCGCGGAGAAAGCCAUAGGAGCGGCGAAUCUCUCGCCUACGUUGGAGUCUUUCUACAAAGCGAUCGCAAGAAUCGAAAAAAUUCACAACUGAUCUCAUUCAUGUAGAAUAUUGUGUUCUAGCCCCUCCCGCGGCGUGAUCCCGUCGGUGAUGAGUCCAGACCGGAGUAUUCAAGAUUUGUGUCAUAUCACGGCUCAGGCAUAUCUCAUCGGACUGGGCACCAGCGAUGAGUUCUCCCCGCAUAGUACGAGCUCAUGACUCAUAAGCAUUGAGAUCUUGCUGAGCAUAAACCAGGUCUGAACCGACACCGACUUAUUAUCCGAUCACUUGACUAAGUAGUUCUCAAUUAGGUAGCGAGUGAUCUUCCAUG